GGCUGCACUGGACCACACCAGCCAUGUUUGCUAAUUUAAACCCCAAAGGUUCGGGUUUAGUUGUUUAUUAUUUAUCGCUGUGUCCAUCUCCACCUUUACAUAUCCGCUAAAGACGAAGGUUUUUAGAGGCAGCUGUGCCUUCGCGAUCCAAAAGGACUGGAAGAUGGAGGCAAAUAAUCAUUUCAACUAUGGCACUCACUCCUCAGCAAACUCAGGACUGAAACACUCCUCAGGGGAUUCUCUUUAUACUAACGGGUCCUCCAUGAGUUUUCCUCAGCAGGGGAAGAAUAUGAAUGGCGAAAUGAAUGUGAAUGGCGUCACUACUGUACUCGGGUCCGGUGUGCCUGGUUCCCACCCACCAACUGCUCCUUACCCACACAUGAGCAACCACCACCAGAGCAGCAUGGGCUAUGACUACUUGUGGGGAGGACACCCGCAGUAUAGUCCAGGCAUGGGCACCUCUCCUGGGCACGGGAUGCACCAGAAGCAGCCUGCACCUGGGAUGGUGCAGCCUCAGUCACAGCACCACUUCCAGGGUCACGGACAGUACCAACUGAAUGGUGGUAUCGAAAGCUCCCACCAGCCGCCUGUGGCAGGCCCACCAAACAUGCCUCUUACUGGGAGUCAGUACUGGAACAGGAGUAACCCUGGCCCGCAGCAGAUAAGUUAUAAUUCCCACAGUAUGUAUGGGACCUACCAGAGUCAGGCACAUCCUGGGAUUACACCGUCACAGCAUCACCAGCAGCAGUCCUUACAGCCGCCCCCACAUCAGCCGUCACAGCAACACCUCCACUCCCACCGUCACCCACCCCAUCACCACCAGCAGCACCAGCAACCACAGCAUUAUGGCUUGAUGCCUAAUGGGAUGCCCUACUACCAGCAUCAGCCCCAGCACCCGUCCCUGCCGUCUACCCAGCAGCAGCAGCCACCACAGCAGUCUCAACCUCAAGGUCAGGCUCAGUUGAUGCCCCCAGCUGCCCAGAAUUUUACUCCUCCACGUGGCAGCCCACAGCACCACAGUUUAGGCAGAGGGGGUACUAGCAGCCCUCUCCCUGUGGGCAUGUCCUCGGUACCAAUGAUAUCACCGUCAGCCGUGCAGGAUAGUGGAUCACCUAAGAGCCACAGCAGGGAAAGGAGCCCCCAUGCUAGCAACAUGGCGAUGUCUACUGCUGUACAAGGGCAUGCGAGGGAAGCUGCCAAGGAAGUAGACACAAGCUAUAACGGUAUGGAAAGGGCACCUGUUGCUCAGAGGCUAUCCAAACCUUCUGCGGGACCUGCAAGUGAUUAUCAUGAGCAUUCUGAAAAUCCAGCAUCUCAGCGUCCAGAUAUGGCUUCCCUUGUCAGAGAGCCAGCAGUGAUGAAUACACCUCCCCAGUCCGCGUCAUCUCAGCUCUCUGCAUCUACAUCACCUGCAGCAUUGUCACCGUCUCUAAACAAGGCCUCAACCCCUCCUCGGGCCUCUGCAGAUCCUGCUGUCUCUGGAUCUCCCAUAUCAGGCUCUGGGCCCCCUGUAGUUUCACCCCCUGAUGUAGAAUCUAAUCCACCACAAAUCACAACACCUCCCAAUGUGUUGUCUGCUUCAUCUCCAUCUGCUCCUCCUAGACUUUCCUCACCUCCCCUAAUGAUGCAAGGCCUCAGGCCUCCUCCUUCUGCUGCAGCUGAGAUAACUCCUGCUGGAUCCAAGCAUCUGUCAGCGGGGUCUUCUUCCUCCUCCCUGCCCACAUCACCUCCAAAGUUGUCUACACUUCUAGGUUCUGCUUCAUCAGAGUCUGUGGCUCAUCAGAACAACUCAGCAUUGCCUCCUACAGCUUCUGGUCCCCCCAGUGCACCCAUCUCAUCCCUUCAACAGAUGGUUAUAGGGUCCAUGACAUCUUGCCUUCCUGAUGUAUCUGGAGCUCAGCAUGAAAAGCCUGGAGCCCCAAAAUUGAUGUCUGCCUCUUCAUCAGUGUCUGACGCAUCUGUGAGUGCAAAUUCCUCAUCGGCUGGUGUGGCUCCAUCUCUAAUGUCAAAAUCCGGACCUUCAACCUCAAAACCACCUGGCUCUUUUUUAUUAACAUCCGGAUCUCCCACGUCAUUGUCCAAAACUCCUUCUGUUGGCAAUAAACCUUGUGACCCAGGACCCGCAUCCCAGCGUCAGACAUUGUACACUCCUCCAGCUGUUGACUCUAGUCUUUCCACUGCUUCUGCAGCAUCGUCCCCACCAGAAGGGGUGAAUUUACCUUCCCUAGCAGCCCAGGAAAGUCCUACAGUCCGACCUCUGUCUACCCUACCUCUUCUAACCACUCAAGCCUCCAGGACUGCACCUGUGUCCGCCCCUCCUGCCUUGGUGUCUGUGCCUCCUGCAAUGGGUACAUCUUCUGGAGUGGUCCAAAGUUCUGAGUCUGGGCAGCAUCCUUCUAACUCCACUCCUCCCUGUACUCCAAAACAGUCGUCUCUCAAGCCAGAGCACCAUGGUCAUAGUGAGGACAGGAAAAAAAUUGGAACACCAGAAGAAUUCCUCCCUCAGCUUGAUUCGGGCACAAUAAAGAAACAACAGAACAUAAAAGCUACUGAGACUCAGAAAUCAGAAAUUGGCACACACAAGUCCUUCAUUGAUCUUCCUGGAAAACCUUCGGAGACCACAGUGGCUCCCGAUUGGAAGACGGAGUGUGAAAAGCAACACAUGCAGAGCCAUGUCAGUGACAUUGGUGAGGCAGAGGACUCCAUGAUGGAGCAAACUCCACUUAGAGAGUCCCCACACCUCCACAGCACUAGAGCAGAACAUCUGACCGAUGAAGAAAGUUUUGAUAACUCUUCAUGUACUGCCUCUAGAAUUGAUGCCAGCUCUUUCUUGGAAAAGACUUCUCUCUUAGACGGUGACAGCUCAUGUGUAGAUGACUACGAUCACUUUGACAGCAGCUUUGACCUGAGAAAAGGCACUUCUCAGUUUGACAGUACUUCGAAAACAGAAGAGGAACCAUCUACUGCGUUUGACACAACUAGAGACAGCUGUUCCUCUGUGGACGACUCCAGAGAUGACACAUUGGAUUCCACCAGGGAAGGAGAAACCUCUGAGGCAGAAGAGACCAAGGACAGUUGCCAAAUCACUGGAGAAUCCAUGCUGGAGUCUUCUCUAAACAAUACUUCUCAGAUGGAAGAGCCUCCUGUUGACUCAAGUGACGCGUCUCUCUCGCACUCAUUUGUGCCAUCUCAGCCAAGUCAUCAAGGGCCUGAAGCAGAGUGGGGACCCAGAGGACAUGAUACACCAGACUCAGUUGGACGCAUUAGCAUGAAGACCACUGUUAAUGAGACAAUGACUCCCCCAAGUUUCAAGAUGAAAGAUGAGAACUUCAUCGCCUUCAGCACCCCAGCAGAGAGCCCUGCUGUACACCCUCUCCAACCAGUCACUGAUCAGAUUGUGUCAGCUUCUGGAGGACAUGUGAAAACCCCAGGGAAACCACGUAAACCUCAAGCUCCAAAGGCAAUAUGGACAAGAACCCCAGCUCCUGAAGGGACCAAAAGGAAGCCUCGGGCUCGAGCCCCUAAAGUGGAGAAGAUAAAGACCGAUGGAGAAGACAACAAAGAACCGGUAGCGAAGGGCAGAAAGAGGAAGAAGUCUCUCAAGGUGGACGUCAAAGAAGCAUCAGAUGUAUGUGGAGAGGCUGGGCCUCCCACAGAAGAGGUGGAUCCAAUCACAGCCACAAUUAAUGCCGUUCUUGCCAAUGCAUCAACCAUCAGCACAGCUGUCGUCAAACCGAAGAAAAUGAAAAGGGCCAAGAAACAAGACCAGGAUGGCAGUGUGGUAAAAACACCUAAACAAAAUGCAGAUGAUGUUGAAGACAACGAUGACGACAGCUCCACUGCAGGUGAAUCUAACAAGCGAAGGGUUGCAACGGAAGACCAGGUUCAGUUCCCUCUGCGGCAUGGUUGGAGGAGGGAGAUUCGUGUGAAGAAAAUGGAGAAUCGCAUGAAAGGUGAAACCUGGUAUUACACACCUUGUGGAAGGAGGAUGAAGCAGUUCCCAGAAAUAAUCAAGUACUUGAAGAAACACCAGGACAGCGUGGUUACCAGAGAACACUUCAGCUUCAGUCCACGAAUGCCUGUCGGAGAUUUCUAUGAGGAGAGAGAAACUCCAGAGGGUAUGAAGUGGUCCCUCUUGGCCAAUGAAGAGGUUCCCUCUAUGAUCAUGGCCAUCACUGGUCGUCGAGGUCGACCACCAAACCCUGAUAAAGAGAAACCCCGCAGGGUUCGUGGCAUAAGGGGAGGGCAGGCCCGCCGCCCUGGUAGACCUCCCAAACCUAAGAUGAUUGACCUCCUGAGCAAAGUUGACGCCAAGCUGUUGAAGCGACUUGAGGCCAAGGAAGCUCUCACUGAGGAAGAAAAGGAGAAACUUGCAAAAAUUAAGAAGAAAAUGAAGAGAAAGGCAAGAAUGAAGAGAAAGGAGGAUGCAAAGGUCAAGAAGAUGAAAGAGGAGAAAAAGAAAGCGAAGCUCGAGCAAGAGGCCAAGGGCCUUGAGUUGAAGGCUGAAUCAACAGACCCGAAUGCUCCUCAGGCAUCAGAGUCUGCUCCAGAGCCCAAGAAGCCUGGCCGCAGGAGGUCAGUGAAGGUUGAGGCUGCUCCACUGGUACAGCAGACAGAUGAAGAGAGGAUAGCACAAGGUAAGCGGGUGCUUGGCGCUCGGAGUAAAGCCAAGGCUCUGGCUAAAGCUCAGGCUGAGGCUGAGGCUGCAGCUCAAGCUGCUCUGGCAGCCAAGAGGACAGCGGAGAGGAGAGCGCAGGCCCAGAGACGCCUGGAGGAACGCAAGAGGCAGCAGCUGAUCACAGAAGAGCUGAAGAAGCCCACGGAGGACAUGUGUCUCACUGACCACAAACCCCUGCCAGAGCUGUCUCGUAUCCCUGGUGUGGUUCUGUCAGGCACAGCCUUUGCACACUGCCUGGCUGUGGUUGAAUUCCUUCAUGGUUAUGGAAAGGUGAUUGGUCUCAAUGUACCCAAGGACAUCCCCAGCCUUGCUUCCCUGCAGGAGGGCCUGCUAGGCCUGGGCGACAGCCAAGGAGAGGUCCAGGACCUACUCAUAAAGCUGAUGGAGAUUGCACUCCAUGAUCCAGGCCUACCGUCAUAUUAUCAGUCAGUAAAGAUCCUUGGGGACAAGCUGGUUGAGUUAGAUCUGACCCGCAGCACAGUUUCAGAAGUUCUUCGCAUCUUUUUGGAAUCUUAUGGUUAUGAUACAGAGGUGUGCAACACAUUGAGGACCAAAACAUUUCAUGCCCUGCCUCCCGACACUAAGGCAUCCAUCCUGGCUUUCGUGGUGGAGGAGCUUAAUGGCAGCAAUGUUGUAACAAGUGACAUUGACAACACAUUGGAGAACAUGGCAACCUACAGGAAGAAUAAGUGGAUCAUUGAGGGGAAAUUGCGCAAACUGAAGGUGGCACUAGCGCGUCGCACAGGACGAUCGGAGGAAGAGCUGUGUUUUGAGGAGAGGAGGCGCAGUGCCAGAGUGGCAGAGGAAGAGAACAUCAGUCUGGAGGAGAGUGUAGUCUUGGAGAGAGGAAACCGCCGUGCACGCAAAGAAGAGCCAAAACUCAGUGAUACUGAGAGCCCUACAAAUGCCAGCAUUCCAGAGCUUGAAAGGCAGAUAGAUAAGCUAACCAAGCGCCAAGCGUUUUUCCGUAAAAAGCUGCUACAGUCGUCUCAUUCCAUGCGAGCCAUAUUGCUUGGCCAGGACCGUUACCGGCGCAGAUACUUGGCCCUACCUCACCUGGGAGGAGUUUUAGUCGAGGGCCCAGAGGAGCUCUUGACUUCAGGAGACGUUCUUGUAGCUGAGGUGCCUGUCACCUUCCUCAAAAAGGAGCCCAAAAUUGAGGAGGCCCCCAUGCCCACCUCUCCCCCUCCCACUCUACCUUCCUCCCCUUCCUCUGCUACUCCUGGCCAAGCCCAGAGUUUGUCUGCAGAUGAGGACCCCCUCCCUGGUACAGCUUCCCUCAUGAGCCGGCAAAGAGGACGAGGGCGGCCCCGAAAAAUCAAACCAGAAGUGGAGCUCCACCUCCGUCAAGCAAAGAUUCGCCGCCGGCGCCGAAGUAGCGUCAGGUCCGGGGGUGAAGAUGGGCCAGGAUCACCGACCAGUGGCGCACAUGACCUCACACAGGCUGCUUUCCAGAGCUGGCUCAGCCAUUCGCAGGAAGCAGUGACCAACGGCACAUGCUCAUCCACAGGGGAGGCUCCAGAGGGUAAUCGACCAGAGGAGAGUGUGAAAGAGAUGGCAGAGAAGCAGGGACAGUGGUUCAACCUGCUCCCCAAACAACCGUGUGAUGACAACUCUCUAACUGAGUCCCAGAUACCGAGCUCACCUCCCAAACUCCUCCCUCAGAUCCUGAGUGCUCUGCCCGCACUUGCUGCUCCACUUAUUCAGCCGGACCCACUCUUGCCUCCUGUUGGCCUGGCUCCUGUUGACCCCAUGACCUCAGCAACACCGCAGGACAUCUCCGCUAUACCCCUGGCUUCUGCUGUUCCUGCUGGUGCCCCACAACCUCCCCCUCUUGCUCCUCCUCUUCUUCUUCCAGGUCCCAUUCCUCCUGCAGCACCCACUCCGACCCCCCCCACCAGGCCAGGUCGCAGGCGGAGAAGAGGUAGCAGAGGCAGCAGUCCUGCCCGCAGAGGACCACGAGGGGCCGCAGCCAAGCGCCGAGGCCGCCCUCCCAACUCUGUGUUCCAGGAACUCGAGCAGCAGUACUUCACACAGCUGGUGGUCAAGCCCAUCCCAGCAUCAAUGGUGCGUGGCUGGUGGUGGAUCAAGGAUCCAGAGGAGCUGUAUCGCACCUUACAGAGUCUCCAUCCAAGAGGCAUCAGGGAGAGGGUGCUUCAUAAACAUUUGGCCAAACACAUGGAGAGCUUAGCUGAGAUGUGCACCAAAACUAUCAACGACCCUCUGUUUGAGUUGAAGGUGGAACAGAAGGACGUGCUGCUGGAGGCUCUGCAGCAGCCUUGGCAGGUGCAGGAGAAAGCAAUGGAGACUGACAUCAGCUCCCUGCAGUGGGUGGAAGAGUUAGAGCAGCGGGUCAUUGCUUCUGACCUCCUUCUGAAGGCUUCUCCUCAGAGUGCGUUGAAUGAUGCUGAGUCUAACGCAGGGACUCCAAUGCCAGAAUUUCAGCCCUACACAAUCCCAGAUCCAGACUCCACACGUGAUGACCUCCAGUACUACGAACAUGAAGCUGACCCACGUGACGACUGGAUUGUGCGAACAAAGAAGGAGUGGUCCGGCCUGCCGCGUAUCGCCACACACCCGCUAGACCUGGGUGUUCUGCGGCUGGCAAACAUCGAGCGAAAUAUAGAGAGACGCUACCUGAAGGAGCCCCUCUGGAACCCAGCUGAAGUGAUGCGCCUCGCUCCUCUCACCCCCUCGCCAGGAGAAGAGCAUCCCAUGGAUGUCAUCAGCCUGGAAAGUGAGAUCACCUCUCGACUACGAACAUGGCGUCAGGCUCUAGAUCGCGUUCGCAGUGCUCCUCAGCUCUGUCUGUGUUUAAUUCAGCUGGAGAAGGCUAUUGCCUGGGAAAGAUCAGUUACUAAAGUGACUUGCCAGGUUUGUAGGAAAGGAGACAAUGACGAGUGCCUGUUGUUGUGUGACGGCUGUGAUCGUGGUUGCCACAUGUACUGCCUGAGGCCCAAAAUCACCCAGGUGCCAGAAGGGGACUGGUUUUGUCCGACCUGCGUUGCCGAGAAUGACUGUGAUUCACCGCGUUCGUGCAAAAAACGGACCAGGGUGAAAAAAAGGAGAUACGAAGACGACAGCUCUGAAGAUGACACCACCACCACCACGACAACAACGCGACGUAGUUCUGGCAUGGCAACACGGCACAAGGAGACUCCGGCGCCCUCCUCUUCCUCUCGUCACUCUGGGGAAGGAGCAGCCGCUGCUAAACGUCGGCGCAUGACCACCCGCAACCAGCCGGACCUCACCUUCUGCGAGAUCAUUCUCAUGGAGAUGGAGGCUCAUGCAGAUGCCUGGCCAUUCCUUGAACCCGUCAACCCCCGACUGGUGCCAGGCUACCGCCGCAUCAUCAAGAACCCAAUGGACUUCCUCACCAUGAGAGAAAGGCUGCUACAGGGAGGGUACUGCAGCUGUGAGGAGUUUGCGGCAGAUGCUCAGCUGGUCUUCAACAACUGUGAGCAGUUCAAUGAGGACACGUCAGAGGUGGGAAUGGCUGGACACUCAAUGAGGCGCUUCUUUGAGAGCCGCUGGGCGGAGUUCUACUCAAACAGGGACAAAUAGGAGCCUAUGACGUUCCCGCUGAUGGCAGGACUGUAGACUGUUGGUGCUUUCACCGUCCCAGUCACACACUCCAUUUACUGCGAAGACUGUCUGGAGGUUCUUCCACCUCUGUGUAUUCUCUCAUGUAUAGGUAUAUAUGUAUAGAUUUGGCUAUUUGUCUGUUAUUGUUUUCUCAACUGGCCUGAUCUUUUCGAGGCCCGCAGCUGAACUGUCUUGAACUUGUACUCAUUCCCCAUCAAAGAGAGUGACAGCACGUCUCUGUUCACCUCCUUUCGUGUCUCUUCAUCUUCACCUCAGCACCUCAUCUCCUAUUUGCGUUCUCCUGUCACGUCGUCACACGAGCCCCAUGUUGUAGCGAGGCCUUUGGUCAACGAUGACACGUCUCAGGCCCUGAGUAUUUUCGCUGUCAGACUCAUACCGAAGGUCAGGGACUGAUCACACUAAUGCAGCCUAACUGCUGCAUACUGGACCUGCUUAGCACCCCUCCACGACAAAAUGGAUCAAAACUCUUCACAGAGCUUGGGCCAUUUCUUACCUGUUCAAUGGAAAUGUAAUGUAAUGUGGUCUUAUGCCUAGAAGUUUUUUUGCUCAAUAUAUUUUUAUUAUAUAUUCUAUAUAUAAAUAUAUAUAAAGAUUACAAUAGCUGGGAUUAUUUAAUAGCAAUAGCUUGUAGUGAAUGUGUACAGAUUACCUUAUAGAGAUGUCUAGACGAUUUAUGAAAAGGCCAGUUAAACUAAAAGGAAUCUGUUCAUGGACUGUCACGAGUAGACGUUGUAUAACCUCCACUUAAAGUCUUGCACGCACACAUAACACAGUUUUUAUCCACAUACAACACAUAGACACACACACACCAACAAAAACAAACAUGCACACAAAUUUCACACACACCCACCUUCUGCUGCUGUGUGAAAGACACUGGUUUCUGAAACUGGAGGAUUUUUUAAUGUUGGUCAGUCAGUCUCGGCUUCGACUCUUCUAUUUCACUGUCCCUCCUGUUGAGAAUAAUUAAGCGUCGCGUUACACCUGAUCUGUGUAACCGACUUGAACGGACGCUACAGCAGUUGUAGCACCCACUGAUUUGUUAAAUAGUCUGUUUUUAGAGAACACACACAGCUCACUCUUAUACUGUAAUUGUAAUCGCCACGACUGACACAGUAAAGUCUGCAGCUUCCAGCCAACAAUUGACCAACUCAUCUGUGUUUUUAAAGAAAUGACUCUUCUGUUUGUAGUUAGUCUGACUUGGUGAAAACAUCUAAAGGUGGUUAUGUAGGAGGCUAAAAUCCUCCUUAAUUUUUAACGAUAGAACUGCAAAGGAGCUCUGAUGUGUGAAUUCUGGGCACAUUCCCGCCUGGUUUUCUGUCUUACAUUCCUUUUAAUCGAUUUAUAUAUAUUUUUUGUGCUGUACGAGGGCCAAUGUACAAUGUUGCACGGCAUGGUUGGUCUGCUAUGAAGGCGACAGGAUGACUCCACAGUCCGGGUUUUAUUUAAACUUGUUUCUUACACUGAACUCAAAUCCGUUGAUAGGAAAAUACACUUUGUUGUUCCUUAAUGACACUUAAAGGGACAAGACGUUUUUUCAAAAAAGAAAAAAAAAAAAAGACAUGAAAACCAAACGUGGUGUUAAGUGAAUUUUUAAUAAUGUACAGUUUUGGUGACUUUAAAUUUUGUUCCUUUAUAUUUUUAGGACCAAUUCAUCAUUUUUAAGAGGAGGUAUUACAAGACUCUGUUGUAUUAAGGUGAUGUAACACGUGUGCAUCUGUAGAAUGUACUGUGAGUUGAAUAAAAACCACAUCUAGUAGA
Messenger RNA from Scomber japonicus (chub mackerel), 10042 nucleotides. RefSeq names its product bromodomain adjacent to zinc finger domain, 2A (gene baz2a). Bases 164 to 8242 code for a protein of 2692 amino acids. Gene Ontology annotation, molecular function: DNA binding; protein binding. NCBI's taxonomy places the organism in Eukaryota, Metazoa, Chordata, Actinopteri, Scombriformes, Scombridae. The record is from RefSeq and is a predicted model, not a curated record. Gene Ontology annotation, cellular component: rDNA heterochromatin. The transcript is spliced from 30 exons.